AUGAAAACAUUGAAGAAGAAGAUAAUCACACAAUCAUUGGAUCAGCAAUUGAUUAGCAAAAGUGAUAAUAAAAUUAUAGCGAAGAAGAAAAAUACGCGAAUCAAGAAAAUCAGAUCAAGAAAUAAUACCACAAAUAGUAUUGAACACAAAGUUAAGACAUCGCCAACUGGUGAUCAAUUAAGUGAUAGUGAUAUUCAUAAUGAUAUUAUUGACGACAAUUGUAAUCAUGAUAUAAAUGAUACCAAACUGACUGCUGUUAGCGAUAGUCAAUUGACUGCCCAACGAAUUAAGAGACGAUACACUAAACGAAAGCGUACGCCAAGUGGUCAACUGAUCCAAGAAAAACAGUUUCAAUGCGAUUGGAUUGGUUGCGGCAAAGCCUGUCGCGAUCGGAUAGAACUGGUGGCACACAUCCGACUUAAACAUACCAAAGAAAGGCCGUACGGCUGUUCAGAUUGUGGUAAAUGUUUUCCGGUAGAAAAGUAUCUGAAGACACAUCGCAAACACUUUCAUCCGAACAGUAACAAUAUGUCGAUAGUCUCAGCGACUGACAAGACUAACUCAACCACCACUGCUGUCAUCAAAGUCUAUAAGUGUCAGUACGACAACUGUCCGACUGAGUUCCGUAAGAUUAAGUCACUGAAAGAACAUCAUAAACGGCACGAAAAUCGUUUAGCAGACAAGUCCUAUCUAUGCGAUGUCGAUGACUGUGGCAAACGUUUUGUCACUAUCUAUACAUUGAAUCGACAUAAACUGUCCUUUCAUAGCGAUGACAGACCCUAUCCGUGCGAUUGGCCCGGUUGUGACAAACGAUUCAAAGAUGCACACUAUAUGAAGUCGCAUAAGGAACGGCAUACUGGUCUGAGACAGUACCGGUGCAAUGAACAGGGAUGCGAUAAAUCGUAUACUACCUACAGGGGUCUGUUUCAGCACCGGUGCGCCCAUACCCGACCCUAUAUGUGUCCGUGGCCGGCGUGCGAUACUCGGUACUCGUGCAAAGAGAAACUGGACGAACAUAUGAACACACAUCAGGGUCUCAAACCGUUUGGCUGUCAUUUCGAUGGCUGUUCGGCCAGUUAUGCCAGCAAAUCGUCGCUGAGAUUACAUAAACUUCAUCCUAAAUCUAACUCUUAA
Oppia nitens is the source of this 1134-nucleotide messenger RNA. Its product is annotated as zinc finger protein 62-like. The record is from RefSeq and is a predicted model, not a curated record. Lineage: Eukaryota; Metazoa; Arthropoda; Arachnida; Sarcoptiformes; Oppiidae. The transcript is spliced from 2 exons. Gene Ontology annotation, cellular component: nucleus. Gene Ontology annotation, biological process: regulation of transcription by RNA polymerase II. Gene Ontology annotation, molecular function: RNA polymerase II cis-regulatory region sequence-specific DNA binding; DNA-binding transcription factor activity, RNA polymerase II-specific. Bases 1 to 1134 code for a protein of 377 amino acids.